Molecule: messenger RNA, 888 nt
Organism: Lodderomyces beijingensis
Lineage: Eukaryota; Fungi; Ascomycota; Pichiomycetes; Serinales; Debaryomycetaceae
Source: the annotation of a GenBank genome assembly
AUGUCAUUGACUCAAACUGAUCUCGAAGGGGUGUUGCCAUUAGUCAACAAGGGCAAAGUCCGCGACAUCUACCAGCUCGACCCCAGUACCCUCUUGUUUGUUGCAACAGACCGAAUCUCAGCGUACGACGUCAUAAUGUCCAACGGUAUCCCCGACAAGGGCCGCAUCUUGACCCAAUUAUCCCAAUUCUGGUUUCAAUUCCUCGAAUGUCCAAACCACUUGGUUGAUGUGGAUUUGUUUGCUAGGUAUCCGCAGUUGGAACCGUAUAGGAGCCAAUUGGAAGGGAGAGCGUUGGUGGUGAAGAAGAUGCGGUUGAUACCUUUGGAAGUCAUUGUGCGUGGCUACAUUACGGGUUCGGCAUGGAAGGAGUAUGUCAAGUUUGGCACUGUGCAUGGGGUCAAGAUGGAGCCGGGGUUGUUGGAGAGCGAGGAGCUCCCGCAGCCGAUAUUUACCCCUAGCACCAAGGCGGAACAGGGCGAGCAUGAUGAAAACAUCUCGCGUGCGCAAGCUGCCGAAUUGAUUGGCGAGGAGUUGUGCGCGAAGGUUGAGGCUAUCGCUGUUGAGUUGUAUAAGCAAGCGAAGGAGUAUGCAAAGUCCCGCGGCAUCAUUAUUGCGGAUACCAAGUUUGAGUUUGGGUUGGACGAAAACGGGGAGGUGGUGUUGGUUGAUGAGGUGUUGACACCUGACUCGUCGCGGUUCUGGAGCUUGGAGAAGUACGCGGUGGGCCAGUCUCAGGAUAGCUACGAUAAGCAGUUUUUGCGGGAUUGGUUGACGGAAAAUGGCUUGGCUGGGAAGGAUGGCGUUGCUAUGACGCUGGAGAUUGCUGAGCGUAGUAAGGAGAAGUAUGUGGAGGCGUAUGAGUUGUUGACGGGCAAGAAAUGGCAGUAG